GUCGUUUUUCAUUGUCAUGGUCGCUUCACACCCAUGGUCACGAGAAUUGGAAUAUCAAGCGAAUGGAUGGUCUGCUCUUGGUCGUGUUAUUGGUGGUGAUAUGGAGACUCCGAUGGUAUGGUUUGGUGCCGUGAUAUGA
This is a messenger RNA of Paraglomus brasilianum, 139 nucleotides long. NCBI's taxonomy places the organism in Eukaryota, Fungi, Glomeromycota, Glomeromycetes, Paraglomerales, Paraglomeraceae. The record is from the annotation of a GenBank genome assembly.